CGGACACAUCAAUAUAACCUAAAACAAAACAUCAUAAGUAUAACAUUAACAGCACACACCCAAUGGCAAAGCAACAACUGUUGAUGCUGGGAAUCAGGGCGAGCUUUCACACUCUCUCCGCCGUGCUUGUAGCCGGAGUAAUAUUCACUACUGUGUUUUUGUCCCGAAAGGUUUUACCAAAGGAACAUCCUCAAAGCGACGGUGCUCCAAACGUCGAAGACGGUAGAGACUGUAAUUUGUUCGAAGGAAAAUGGGUAUUUGAUAAUGAGUCAAACCCUAUUUAUAAAGAAGAAGAGUGCAAGCUCAUGUCUGAUCAGUUGGCUUGUGAAAAGUUUGGAAGACAAGAUUCGAGUUACAAAUUCUGGAGGUGGCAACCUCACACGUGCAAUCUUCCCAGGUUUAAUGCGACGAAGUUGCUGGAGAGUCUAAGAAAUAAGAGGAUGGUGUACGUAGGAGACUCCUUGAACAGAGGCCAAUGGGUAUCCAUUGUGUGUAUGGCUAGUUCUGUCAUUAAAAACCCAAAGUUGAUGCAUAUGCACAACAAUGGCUCUAACCUCAUCAGCUUCAAAUCUCUAGAAUAUAAUGCUACAAUAGAUUUUUAUUGGGCUCCCUUGCUGGUGGAAUCCAACUCGGACGAUCCAACAAACCACAGGUUACCCGAACGGAUUGUUCGGAUCCAAUCGAUAGAGAGACAUGCGAGGCAUUGGACGGAAUCUGAUAUCAUUGUCUUAAACUCUUAUUUAUGGUGGAGAAUGCCUCAUAUCAAGACACUGUGGGGGUCGUUUGAGACGUUAGAUGGAACAUACAAAGAAGUGGAGAUGGUGAGAGUUUACGAGAUGGCUUUGCAAACAUUAUCUCAGUGGUUAGAAGUUCACGUUAACUCCAACCGUACCAAACUUUUCUUCAUGUCCAUGUCUCCCACCCAUGAAAGGGCUGAAGAAUGGGGAGGCAAAACUAAUCAGAACUGUUACGGAGAAACAAGUUUAAUAGAUAAAGAAGGAUAUAAUGGAAGAGGGUCGGAUCCAAAGAUGAUGAGAGUUGUAGAAAAUGUACUUGACGGGCUAAAAAGGCGAGGACUGAACAUGCAUAUGAUAAACAUUACGCAGCUAUCGGAGUAUAGAAAAGACGGUCACCCUUCGAUAUACAGAAAACAAUGGGAGCAGUUGAAGGAAGAUCAAGUCUUGGAUCCAAGUAGUUACUCAGAUUGUAUACAUUGGUGUUUGCCUGGAGUUCCUGAUGUCUGGAAUCACCUCCUUUAUGCUUAUAUUGUUGAUAACCACCACUCUACUUGAUAACUCUUCUUACAUCUUUUAUUUUCCUUUCUUAUACUCCACUUCAAUUGUACAGCUGAUUUACACAUUUACACUUAACCUUCAAUUAAUCCUUGCACAACGUUUCCACCUGUUUUUCUUAAUUUGUCUUUCCUUGUAAUAAUAUUGAUGAUUUUUCUGCGUCA
Brassica napus (rape) is the source of this 1456-nucleotide messenger RNA. RefSeq names its product protein trichome birefringence-like 34. Gene Ontology annotation, cellular component: Golgi apparatus. The transcript is spliced from 5 exons. Lineage: Eukaryota; Viridiplantae; Streptophyta; Magnoliopsida; Brassicales; Brassicaceae. The record is from RefSeq and is a predicted model, not a curated record. Gene Ontology annotation, molecular function: O-acetyltransferase activity. The coding region runs from base 63 to 1292 and encodes 409 amino acids.